GGCCUCGGUGGGGGACAAGGCCUCGGUGGGGGACAAGGCCUCAGUGGGGACAAGGCCUCAGUGGGGGCGGCUGGUGGGGGACAAGGCCUCGGCCUCGGUGGGGGACAAGGCCUCAGUGGGGGACAGGCCUCGGUGGGACAAGGCCUCGGUGGGGGACAAGGCACUCGAUGGGGACAAGGCCUCGGUGGGGACAAGGCGGGACAAGACCUCGGUGGGGACAGACCUCGGGUGGGGGACAAGGCCCUCGGUGGGGGACAAGGCCUCGGUGGGGACAAGGCCUCGGUGGGGGACAAGGCCCUCGGUGGGGACAAGGCCCCGGUGGGGGACAAGGCUCUGGCCCGGUGGGGACAAGGCUCGGGACAAGGCCUGGUGGGGACAAGGCCUCGGUGGGGGGACAAGGCCUCGGGGGACAAGGCUCUGUGGGGACAAGGCCUCAGUGGGGACAAGGCUCGGUGGGGACAAGGCCUCGGUGGGGGACAAGGCCUGGUGGGGGACAAGGCCUGGUGGGACAAGCCUGGUGGGGACAAGGCCUCGGUGGGGGACAAGGCCUGGUGGGGACAAGGCCGUGGUGACAAGGCCUCGGUGGGGGACAAGGCCUCGGUGGGGGACAAGGCCUCGUGGGGACAAGACCUCG
This is a messenger RNA of Homarus americanus (American lobster), 634 nucleotides long. RefSeq names its product glycine-rich protein 23-like. The transcript is spliced from 4 exons. The annotation marks the transcript as partial. NCBI's taxonomy places the organism in Eukaryota, Metazoa, Arthropoda, Malacostraca, Decapoda, Nephropidae. The record is from RefSeq and is a predicted model, not a curated record.